This is a messenger RNA of Pseudo-nitzschia multistriata, 3925 nucleotides long. The record is from the annotation of a GenBank genome assembly. Lineage: Eukaryota; Bacillariophyta; Bacillariophyceae; Bacillariales; Bacillariaceae.
CAUAUCCUGAGAAGCUAACCAUUUUGUCGAGGUGGAGGAAAACGGAACGUGAUUUUUGUGUGCCGUCAAUAAAUGUGACCGCUCCCUCCACCAACAUUUAUUGAGAAUGAUUCUAGGCCGCACCGUACCCCACAUACAACCAUAUUCAUAUCGAUUGUUGAUGCCACAAAUUGUCACGUGAUCAUUCACAAAAGUGAAGCAUUGCAUUAAUACAGCCAUUUCUGCGUUCCAAACGAAAUCGUCUGAAACAACGUUAUUUUCACAUCAAACAGACGCUCUCUUCAUUUUUUGUGAAAGUUGGCUGACCAAAAGCAAAAGUGAACGCUUCACUGUUGUACUUGGCAUACUACCUCUACUAUUGCACAACUCCGAUCGCUGUAUCCAGAACAAUUGGAGAUGAGUAACCUUGCUAUCCUUCUCAAUAAUCAAGGGGUCAACUUGCUCACGAAAACCAACAAAGCUCCAUGCGAGGUGGAUACAACAACAAUUGGCAAUAGAUACGCCCAACAUGAUGCACGUAACGACAAUCGAAUGACAGCUACUACGAUAUAUCCUAACGAUUUAGAUCGUGCUACCGCCUUUUUUGAACGAGCUCUGGCUCUGAUAUUGAGGAGUGCUGAAGUUUACAGAAUUGGAGGGGGACUACAAUACUAUGAACCUGAUGGGCAGGGCAUGAUUCAAUUCGAAUGUGACGGCAUUGGGGCCCAACUGAUUGGUGGGCUUAACCUACAAGAUACCGGAGUUCGAAUGAAUGGCAUCGACGAUGAAACUUUUAUUCACUGGAAGGCCGUCAAGAUUGGAAAUGACAACUACGUACUCGAAGAGAAUGCGACUUUCCUUGAUGAUAGCAAGCACGAUGGUAGAGAAUACAAACAUCUGAGUGUAUCCAUUUUUCACUCCAUGAUCUGCAUUUACAACCUGGGUUUGUGCUACCAAUAUAAAGGGAUCCAAACAUCGUCAAGAAGUUUACUAGAAGCAGCCGUCGAUCAUUACAUGCAAGCCUAUGAAUUGGCCACACGUUUCCGGUUGCAACACAUCGAUCAAUACACAUUAUUGAUGACAACCAUGAACAAUUUGGCGACUACCUAUUCCUUUUUGAACGAACCUGAUCGAAAAGACGUCUGCAAUCACUAUCUUCUAUCGACAUUGAUGCUUUUGACAACCUCCGAAGAGGGACAAGAAAAUCACCGCGAAGCCACUCACAGCAAGUGCACACAAAGUCGGGCACGCCAACAUACAUAUCAGAGCUUCAUGUCCAAUGUCAUGUACCUAAUAUCACCCCAAGAAACUUUAGCUCCCGCCGCAUGAAGGAGAAUGCAAAAAUUGUGGCUUUGAACUUAGCAUCCUGUAAAACAUUGUACACAGCGACAGACUUCAUAAAUUUGCUCUAAUAAAACAGAAAUCACCCUGAUGUUCAUUUACAAAAUUCCCGUUGAAGAGGGGCACAAACCUAAGUUUAUUCAAUCAACUAUGCGAGAGGUCAUUCUUACCAACGGAUCUCGUUCACUUCCUGCAAUUUAUUGAACAGUCCCGCACUCGUCCAAUAACUUGUUGGCCGAGGGGCAGUCAUAGUUGACUUGAAGAUCGGCGUUAAGCGCCUACAACAACAUUAAUAUUACUUCACUUGCGGUUGCGGCGUGACCUGACUCAAUCCUUUCUGUGAUAUAUACCUCUGUCUCUUCAUUUCUUGGCUUCGUUCUUCUCUUUCUGACGUUCAAGAAAUAUUGUCUUUCGAGCAAGAGAUCCCUCGGCCCAAUACGUUCCAUUGUUGCGGUCAUGGUCAAAUCGAGCAUAUUCAUGACCAAAGGUCAGGCAGUUAUCAACCGUUACGAAUGGCUUCAUCCUACCACAUGCUUCAUCUAUUUCACAGCAGAAACCUUGCAAACAAAACGACAAAGCGUAAGAUUUCAAGUAAUAUCAGCACGGAGCACCACGAAGCACCAUAAACCGACUGAGCUCCACACAUUUUAAUCGACGAAAGUUACCUGUCGAUCGAUCCCGAUGCGACCGCAAGUACAAAUGACCCAUUUUUGUUCACUUACUGUGACCAUCGACAGUGUAAAACGGAACAAAAAAGUUUUGCCGCGCCGUUGCCAACAACCAUGCGACUUUUCCAAAGCGCGAUCCCAGAUGACCCACAAAGACAUGACCGUGGCUCAGGUGCCACAAAUCUACAACCGCAGUCUCUCCUAGGAUGGGCUGAUUGGCGCUGUUUUCUUCUGCCUCAAUGCUAUCGGCGUUGUAAUCAAAGUAAUGGCGAGAAUAAUUCAAAAAAUGCCAAUGCUCAACGUCGAUUUCCUCCUCCGCACUACUAUCCUUUCUGUCUUUGACCUUUUUAUUCAAAAUCUCGUCGAGCAAAUCCCCGACAUCGUCGGUAGCAAGAUACACGUGAAGAGGUCGUGUUUUGGGCACCAAACGUCGUAUUUGACUGAGGACGUCGACGUAGACAUUCGUUUUGUAGCAUUUUCGAUCGCUCCCAGUUUGUGCUGGAGAAUCUAGCUCGGAAGCACUUAUUUCAUAUUCACUGGGUUUCGUGUCGCCACAGGAAUCCCCUCGCCUUAUAUGAAGUGCCACGUUGAAUGGUUCGUUGUGUUUGUUCAUACUACUUGUUGUCCCCACAUUUUUGCUUGAUGAUAAAGAUUCGUAGCCAUCCCUGCCUACACUCGCCAACUUUUCUUGAUAAAUCUUGUCGAGAAAAGGUCGUCGAUUGAACAUCAUGCGUACCAUGUGCGCAAACAUCAAGAGACUUCCAAGGGGAGAUAGCUGUCGUUCUGUUUGGGCAACGUCGGCAAAGUUACGAAAAUCUCCUGUUUCAGCUUUCUUCAGAUAUGGUUGAUGAUAAACUACAAAUUUCUUCAGCAAUUUGCGGAUUCGACGCUUGUCUGUGUCAUUUUUCAUUACGUCGUUAACCCAUUGAAUAGCCUCGUUUUCCACGACUGCGCCUUCCAAGUCUUCCGAAGCCUUCAAUCCUUGGUAGAAACACGACGAUCCACGAUAAUACUUUCGAAACUCAACAUUGCAGUCGGGGUACCAAGUCUCUUCGACGAAAAUGGACUCGCUGUUUGCAUCGAAUUUAUCCGGCAAAAUAUUGUGUUUUCGCCAGUAUUCCCAUACCUCGAUGGUGGAAUAUUGGAGGCUCUUCCCGAGCGGCAAUUUUGGCUCGGCAAAGAUUUUCCCAUCAAAGAUAGAUGCAGCCUUGAUUGCACGUCUCAUUUCUAGUCCGAUCCAAACUAGAGCAUUGCGAUAUUGUGGAUUUCGUGGUAGACAAGCGAUUGUGUUAAGACAAUCUAUCGAAACAACGUCGCAGUUACAAGUCGAAUGUGUGGGGGAAUUUAAAUUUAUGAACGUCAAAUCGAAUCCCAAUUGAUCAUCAAUAGGGAUGCCGUUUUCAACCGAAAACGAUCUAGUGAGGAUUUUUGCCAACCGUUUGAUAUCAAGAACAUCGCCGAUUCCAUCUUCAAAAUUUUUCGAUGUCGCAGGAGCUGACAUCGAAAUAUCAGGAACUUUGCCCUUGUAGGAGACACGACCGCCUUCUAUCGCGGGGCUUUGCCAAGCGUCGAGCGCGGGUGUGUCAUCUAUUUCUGCAGCGGAUAAUUUGUGGUCGGAAAUUAAUUGGAUAGCCACGUUCACGUUGGUGAAUAGAGCAUAGGCAAAGAGUAGAAUCGUCAAUGUUAACAAAGGGUUCUUCGGUCUCAUGUUCGCGAGCAAAUUGGAUCUUUUUGUGGUAGAUCAAGCUGUUCGGAUAUUUGUGUUGGAUAAAACUGCUCGACCUCUUUCCCCUACACUCGUUGCCCUAUGACUUGGCACGAGCUUUAUUGCCUGCAAGCAAGUUUUGUUGUGCUCAUUAUGACUUGUGUUCACUGUCGUCUUGGUCUUUGCCCAAACGAAAAUUCGCAGUGAGAAAAACUAAAGAUUACACAUACAG